This is a messenger RNA of Silurus meridionalis, 5826 nucleotides long. RefSeq names its product syntaxin 6 (gene stx6). Gene Ontology annotation, biological process: intracellular protein transport; Golgi vesicle transport. The record is from RefSeq and is a predicted model, not a curated record. Bases 1741 to 2511 code for a protein of 256 amino acids. The transcript has 8 exons. Gene Ontology annotation, cellular component: membrane. Lineage: Eukaryota; Metazoa; Chordata; Actinopteri; Siluriformes; Siluridae. Gene Ontology annotation, molecular function: SNAP receptor activity.
ACAUUGUAUUCAAUAUGUUUAUAUUUUAUUUUAUUACAGUUUGAUUUUUCAAAUACUGGUGUUUAUGGUCUUAGUCUGACAAUAGAAUAUCCACUAGGUGUUUUCUCAAAUGUCAUUCAAUUUUCCAGUUUUUAAAACCUCAGCAAAAACCCAUCAGACAGACAGACAGUUAGACAGAUAGGAAGUCAAACAGUGAGACAGACAGUCAAUUGGUCAGACAGACAAAUUGUGAGACAGACAGACAGAAAGACAGUCAAUCAGAGAGUAAGACAAGCAAACUGUGAUACAGACAAACUGUAAGACAGACAGACAGACAGACUGAGAGCCAAAAAGGCAAACAGUAAGACAGAUAGACAGUAAGACAACCAAACAAACAGUGAGACAAUCAGACAAACUGUGAGAAAGAUAGACAUUGAGACAAACAGUGAGACAAUCAGACAAACUGUGAGACAGAUAGACAGUGAGACAAACAGUGAGACAGAGACAGUGAGACAACCAGACAAACAGUAAGACAAUCAGACAAACAGUAAGACAGAUAGACAGUGAGACAACCAGACAAACAGUGAGACAAUCAGACAAACUGUGAGACAGAUAGACAGUGAGACAACCAGACAAACAGUAAGACAAUCAGACAAACAGUAAGACAAAUAGACAGUGAGACAAUCAGACAAACAGUGAGACAAUCAGACAAACAGUAAGACAGACAGUGAGACAACCAGACAAACAGUGAGACAAUCAGACAAACAGUAAGACAGAUAAACAGUGAGACAACCAGACAAACAGUGAGACAAUCAGACAAACUGUGAAACAGAUAGACAGUGAGACAACCAGACAAACAGUGAGACAAUCAGACAAACAGUAAGACAGAUAAACAGUGAGACAACCAGACAAACAGUGAGACAAUCAGACAAACUGUGAAACAGAUAGACAGUGAGACAAUCAGACAAACUGUGAGACAGAUAGACAGUGAGACAACCAGACAAACAGUGAGACAAUCGAGCAAAAAGUAAGACAGAUAGACAGUGAGACAAUCAGACAAACUGUGAGACAGAUAGACAGUGAGACAACCAGACAAACAGUGAGACAAUCAGACAAACAGUAAGACACAUAUACAGUGAUACAACCAGACACACAGUGAGACAAUCAGAAAAACUGUGAGACAGAUAGACAGUGAUACAACCAGACACACAGUGAGACAGACAAACAGUAAGACAGAUAGACAGUAAGACAACCAGACAAACAGUGAGACAACCAGAGAAACAGUGAGGCAGAUGGACAAACUGUCAAUCAGUCAAACAAAGAGUCAGUCAGACAAACACAGACAAACAGACGGGCAGAUAUUUUCUCACUAGAAUGUAUUAUGUAAGACAUGUCACUACUUGUGAAAGCAGAAAAACAGACAAAGUGAGAUUACAUCGAUUAAUACAUAUAUACAUUGUAUUUUUUUUUAUAAGUUUAAAAGCAGAAUAUAUUAUUAUUAUGUGGAUUUUUACUUUGACCACAGACCAUCAACAAAACAUUUUCCAAAGAAAGAAAGAAAGACCAAAGUAUGACCUCUGACUCGGAUGUAGAUCGUGUGCGCGUAAUGGCGUUGCAGUCGACUGGCUUCCUGUUUCUCAUGUAAACAGCUCUCCCACAUCCACGCUCCUGUUGAUGGUCCUGAGAGCACCCAGGAGCACCUCAGCCGGGUUCCAGGGCAGGUCUUUCUCCGCAUGAAGGGCUUCUGAUGUGAUCAGCGCGAUGUCGAUGGAAGACCCGUUUUUUGUUGUGAAAGGGGAGGUGCAGAAGGCUGUAAACACCGCCCAGGGUCUGUAUCAGAGAUGGACCGAGCUGUUGCAGGAUCCUGGCAGUGCCACUAAAGAGGAGAUUGACUGGACCACCAAUGAGUUGAGGAACAGCUUGCGGUCUAUUGAGUGGGAUCUGGAGGACUUGGAUGAGACCAUUAGUAUCGUGGAAGCAAAUCCACGGAAGUUCAAUCUUGAUUCCAUGGAGCUGAACAAGCGGAAAGCUUUCAUCACCAACACAAGGCAGAAUGUCAAGGAGAUGAAAGACCAAAUGGCAAGUCCAAUGGCCAUGUCGCUCUCAGACAAGAAAAACCGACAGACUCUAAUGGGAGACGGGGGGUCUCGUGGACCAAUCUGGCAACCAGGAGGAGAUAAAUACAUUCGACUGGACCGAGAACUGCAUUCUGCCAACUCUCAGUUUAUUGAAGAGCAACAAACCCAACAACAGUUGAUGGCGGAGCAGCAGGACGAGCAGUUGGAGCUGGUGUCAGGGACCAUUGGCGUAUUGAAGAACAUGUCUGAACGGAUUGGACAGGAGCUGGACGAGCAGGCAGUAAUGCUGGAUGAUUUUUCCCAUGAGAUGGACAGCACCCAGUCCAGGUUAGAUAACGUGAUGAAGAAGCUAGCGAAGGUUUCACACAUGACUAGCGACCGGCGACAGUGGUGCGCGAUCGGCAUUUUGUUGGCCGUCCUGUUCGUCGUGAUCCUCCUCCUCAUUCUUCUGUGAACAGCACUCCGUUUCCAGACCACUACAACUUUCCUCAUUCCAACCGAAAGGUCCGACUGAAAACCUACGCUGCUUCAAGGAAAGGAAAUCGUUUUCUCCCGAACUCGUUCAGUCGUCCUCUUUACCCGCUGAGUAUUGCGCUUGUCUUCUUCUGCCACUCCAUACCUGCAACCUGUGUGGUACUUUAUCUCGAUUCUCUGUAUUUGUUUUUGUUUUGUUUUUUGAAGCUCACGGGGCUUCCAUUUGUAUAGUUCCCUAUCGCUUAAAUGGGGGGAGAAGUCAAAAAAGCUUUGAUAUUAGCAUCCCGAGUCAGGGUAAACCUCGUCCGUGCUAACUUUAUGCCUCGUUAAUGCUUCAGAGUGAUUUAUUGAAGUAAUAAUAGGCUUCCUUUACCCGACAAUUCUAGGGCUCCUAUUGAAUCUUUUGCUUCCUGUCUGGUUUAUCAUGUACACCUGCUGUAUAGGUGCUGCAAAUGUUCAACCACAAAAAAAAUACCAUCAACACAUACACCUUGCUAUUGAUAGACAGAUGAAAAUUCGGGCUGAAGAAUCAAGUGUCUAUGCCUACAUUCAGCUAAUGAUGUACUACAGAGCGGAUAUGUCUGAUAAAACGGCUAGUAAACGUAGGUACGGUUACUGUGGAUAGAUACCUAGCAAUGAUUUUUUUUUUAAUUCCUAGUAAUUAUUGAUAACUACUGAAGUUAAAUACAUAUGAACACUGGGGUUUCCUGAUUUGGAACGUAUUUUUUUUUUUAUUAUUAAUAUUUUUUUUUCCGAAGCGGGUAUUUGAUAGCACUAAUAAUACUAAUCACUCAACUCUAGAACUUUCUAGAUGCUCCCGAUUUCUCAAGGCUACUAGUAGAGAUUUUAUUUCUAGUUCGAUGACUGGUUCAACUGUAACCUAUUCAAGACAUAUUUAGUUUGCUUGUUGUUACUAGUACAGAUCCUGACAGGUAGCAGUGGUCCUGCUAAAGACACAAAGAACAAUCGGGGCGGCGGAGAUGCAGUUUUCCGUCAUCUCGAUCUAAAAACACACCUGCUACACGUCUGCCUCUGAAGACUUUUUAAUGUUUCAUGAUUGUGCUUCAACUCGGAGCUUCCUUACAGGAAGGAGGAAUGUCUCCCAUCUUUAAAAGGGAACGAUCGAGGCAAUUUUAAGACGAUUCAGGAGCUGUAUUCAGACCUGAAGAACAUGUGUCAACACUACUUCAUUCCCGUCACGUUGUACAUCUCAUGUAAAAUGUCCAGGGAAGAAAAAAAAAGUCUGUGGAUAAAACCAUAUGAAAUGUUACAGAUUUGAAAAGCGAAUUUCACUUCUAGACGCUGUACCACGUACCCCCUGGCAUGGAGGAUUUCACCACCUCCAACCAAUCAGGAAGAACAUCCCAGCGUACUUCGUCAAUGACCGAGUACGGGAUAUUAGGUAGUGCCGAUUUCAGAUCAGGUUGAUCUUUUGAGGUCAAGUGAAUCUUUCAAUCCUGUCGAUUUCAGGUGGAUGAUCCCGAUGAGACUACAAACAGUAAGAUGUUUGAAACAUUUGACGAUUCCUGACUAAUGAUGAUUCGCAUGAAACUAUUUGAACGAUUUAAACGCCCGUUUACUGUUGAUCCCUUGAUUGCUCAGGGUAUUAAUGCCGAUUCAGCAGUUAUGUAAAGUGAUCACAGUCCACAAGAAUAGUUGCUGAAUUCAGAUGGAGCACCUGCACGUCUAUAUGAUGCUAGGUGUACGCCAUUAAGCCGUUCACAAGUGGCCAUUUGCAUUUACAACAGGUAACCAUAGCGAUUACAUUCAACUCGAUUACAUUCAACUGGAUAAAGAACCCAAUGUUCCACCAACUAAUAGUUGGGCUAGGUCUCUCAAGCAGUUGGAAAAAACACCCAUUGUUCUGUAUUUUGAGUUUGAUUCCCACUAAAAGGUUCUUAAGACUCCCUAAUGAGGACAUACACUGUAUGGACAAAAGUGUUUCUAAUGGUUCCAAUAGAUUUUAGUGUGUGCUUGUGGAGAUCCAUAAAGCCACAAAGGUGUUUCUAAAGUCAGGUACUGAUGUAGGUGAGGUGAGGAGGCCUGGUGUGCAGUCAGUAUUCUAAUUCAACAUGUUCAAUACGAUAUCGAACUUUAUAGCAGGAGAUCUUCCACCCCAACCAAUGAGAAGCGGAUCUUCAUGGACAAGUUCAGGUCUCCGAGUUCAAGUGGUGUCCCAAUACUUUUUCCAUAUAGUGUAUGUAUACACUGCUUUGUAUGGCCUGAAUAGAUUGACUACUUUGGCUUUUUUUUUUUUGCUAGAUUUCACACAAUACCAUAUCAACCAAACUGCCUCUGUGAAGUUCAGAACACUACAUGGCCAGUGCCUUAGUAUCUCAUACAGGAUAAAGGGUCUUUUUUUUUUAUUUUUAGCUGAGCAUUAUAUCCCAUUUCAGCAGGAUAGUCUUACAUGAGAUUCUUCUCUAUAUUCUCAUUUACUGAGAAAUCUCAGCAAAACGUUAUUCGGUUUGGUUUUUGUUUCACACUGUACGUAAACAGAACAGAACCUCAGUUGAGAAUGUACGCCUGAAAGUGAAAUUUUUUUUUCCUAAAAAUACGGAACGCUAAAUUCGAGUAGAAAUCCCACACCGCAUAUUUUAAAUGAUUCUGCAUAUUAUACCACAUACUGCAUAUUUUAAAUGAUAAGAAGUCUAGAACCUUGAAGUUCUAAGGAGGUUUGGUUCGCUUAUGAAGUUUUCUUCACCAUAAUGUUUACCUUGUCACAAAGGAUUUCUAACGGAACCCAUUUAGGACGCUUCAAACGCUAAUACGUAAAUGUUUUAACUUAGUAUAUUAUAGAGAAAUCGCUGCUGCUGCGUCAGCAUACGAGAAUUCAGUAUUGUCAAGAAAAAAAUCUCUGCAGUCCAUUUUCAUAUUGUUUUUUUUUUGUUGUUUUUUUUUAAUUGUUGACAUUUCUUUUUUUUUUUUUUUUUUCUUGGUUGGAAAAUCGUGACGCAAUUUAUUCCCGUAGCCCCAAACUGAAAAUGCCUGAUGACUUUGUAUCCAUUAAGAGCGAUUAUACUGCUGUUGUACAGUUGUAUCACUAAAACCAAUCCACCCCACUGUAAAGUAAAUGUUGCACAAUCGCGUCACCGUGGACUGGUGGCAUCGAUGGCGAGAAUACGGUAGCGAAUGGGCUUUUAAUGAUUCUGAUCGUAUGAUGUUUGUUUGCUGUGUGAGAAUGAAUUUUGUUGUUUCCCUUUCACCAUCCACUUCCCCUAGAAAUAUUUGUCCCACCAUCCCUGUGUGCAUCUGAGUCCCCUUAUGAAUUUAAUAAAUGCAGAACGCUGCUGAA